CCUCCCUGGUUGCAGCAGCCACUCUCCUCUUGUCCAGCGUCCCUGCUGCCCCUGCAGGGUGCUCCACCAUAGGGAAGGAGAGAAGAUGGAGAGGAGGAGAGAGGAGGGGAGAGGAGAGGAUGGCCCAGUGCUGCCUUGUCGCUACCGUGACGAGGAGUGGGAGGGGGGAGGCGGGAUCUCCACCCCACUGCUGCUGCUGCUGCUGCUGCUGUACGCCAUCGUGGUGGUGAAGGAGGAGGUCGCCCCAGCAUCGAGGUGGUGACCACGCUACGCCGUCGUUGGAUGAGGGGGGAUCACCGUCUUCCUUUAGGUCUUGGUCCCCAAAUCUAGGUGGUGGUGUUCUGGAUCAUGAUUAAUGCCAUUUUGCCAUCGGUAAAGGCAAGUAAACGUAGCGGUGGUUGCUACGGUUUUAUCUUGUUAAUUUUUCUGCCUAAACAUUAAAUUUCAGUGCAAACACCAAACUUAUAUAACCUAUCUAAAUGAUGCUUCAUUCAUGUUGUGAUAUGAUUCUGGUUGAGGUAUGCCCAAAAUGUCAUAUGUUGAAGUUCUUGCUUUAUGUUGCUCAUGGGGAUUUAUGCCUUUAUGUUGUUCAUGUGAGUAGGAUGAUAGUGUGAUGCUUGUGUUUUUAGCGGGAAUGAGUUGUUCACAUGGUUAUACUUUGUAGAUAAUUUUGAAAUGCUCAAAUAAUUUAUGCAUUGUAAGUUAAUUGUGCUAGGGUCUGCCAAUGAUGUAUUUUUUUUUGAAAUCCUCAUUGAUUACAUAUAUGAGGAAUGUAGUGAAGAAGAAAGGAACCGAUGAUGGGAUUUAGUCCUUUGUAGCAAACCCAUCUUAUGUUUUCCGAUGGUUGGAAUCCUUGGGAAUAUGUAGAUGAAGAUAGAGCCGUCGUGCUAUGGCCUUUGUUGGGUUAGAGAAGUGAGAUUUGGUAAAUCAUGCUAAAUGGAAGGUAAAAAAUUUGACCUUUAGUUUCUCUCAUUUGUAGAUGUAGGUUAUACCCUUACCUUUGUAGCAUUUGGGUAGUUGUCUAAGAGCAACUCCAAAAGCCUUGCUAUCGUCCACACCAUCCGAGCGAGUUGCCAAAAUGAGCGAAAAACGAUCUCUAACAGCCUCACCAUUGUCCACGCCAUUUUUGCGAGUGCGCUAUCCUGUUCUUCCCGCACGCCAAGUCUGGCGUGUCUCUUCCCCACGCAUCCUCCAAUCGCCGCUCGCUUCCGUCACGAUCCGGCCUCCGUAGCUCCGCCCCGACGCCGGCUGCCUCCGCGGCUCCCCUCAGGCCUGCAUGCAAGGACAUAGUAGCGCCACUGCAACACCACCUUGAGCCCCAAAUCCCACACAACUGAGCUCGAUUUCGCCUAACCGAGCCUCAGAUCACGAAGAGGAAGGUCGCCCAGGGUUGUCUCCGUCGUUUCCCACGCGAAUCCUCCAUUUCCCAGCCGAAUCGAGCUUUCGUGUGUCAUCUUCCCCAACUCCGGCGGUUUCCACUCAGUCGCCUGGUCUCCAAGCAGAGCAGCAUCCUCUCACUCUUUCUCUCAGAAACCAAUCUGAUGCCAUCGUCGCCCAUCAUGUGCCGCCCCUCCGCGGCGUGGCACCCGCUGCUGCUCCACGUCCCCACGACGCUGGGGCUGGGUCUCGGGCUGCCGAGGAGGGGGGCCGUUAUUGCAUUGCGGGUGCACGUGUGGCGGAUCAAGGCAGAGCCGUGGGCGUCCGCGUUGGUUGGGGUGAGUAGGAAUAGGAGAGAGGAGGCGGUGAGGUGCGCGGCGGUGGGGGAGGUGGUGGGCAGUACUGGGGUGGGGAGGAGUGCUGGCAUGGAGGUGGCCCUGGUGGUGGUACUGCUCCUCUCCAAGGACCUCGCGGGUGGCGCGGCGAAUCAGGGGCUCGCGAGCAUGGCACAUCUAUCGGGCGGCGGCGCGGCGCGGCGCGGGCUCACGAGCAGACCGUGCGGCGACGCGGCGCGGGCGUGCGAACAGAGCUGCCGACGUGGCUGCUCAUCGGCACGUCACAGAACUUCCUCAGCUAUCGGUGGCUCUGGCUCAUGUUACCAGGUAGGCACUGGCGCUACCCCUCUGGAUGCUUGAAGUUGCAAACUAGAGAGAUGGAACUGCAUACUGUAUGAGGGUAAGGCUGCCUAGUUUCUGGUGUCAGUUCUUGCGCAAGCAAGCUUCAGUUUGCCUAAUUCAAUUGUGAAUGAGUGUUGUAGUAGUAUUGCAGAUUCAAUAUUGACAAGCUAAUUGUGAAUGACUUAUGAGCUAUAAAUUUAUGGAACUGCAACAUGAAAAAUCCAGGAUCUUUGCUGUCAAUUUAUGAGUUUUUCCAUUGCUUGAUGGCUCAAAUGAGCAGGGUUGGGUGAUUUCAAUGGUUGAGGAAUACAUCUAAAUUUCAAUGGUUUCUUUGUGCAUAGAUUUGGUUGAAAUGGAUUGAGUAUGUUUAGUUAAAGAAAUUUAAUAAAAUAUAGUAGAGUGUAAUAUGGAUGGUGGAAUAUGGAUAGUCUGUUAGAGUAGAAAAAGAUAUGAAGGGAGAAUCUUUUUGGAUAGUUCUCCAUAUGAAGAUAUGGAGGGUGUAAUUUGACUAGUCUGUUGGAGAUACUCUAAAGGAAGUUCCUAUCUUAGCUAUUUUAAUUGUCAUGAGAAGAUUUUGUAAUUUAAUGUUGUUAUCAUACACAUAAUGUGAUAGAUGAAAGAAGUGAAAUUAUGAGCUAAUAUAAGUGUAGUAUUUAACUUGUUGAUGGAUUGCAUAGGAACAUUUACCCAUGCAAGUAUCUCUUAGUCCAAUAGCAGUAUGUUAUAUAUGCUACCAUUCGAAAGAUCAUGACCUAUAUUACUUAUCUUUGAAGUUUUACUUAUAUGUUGAUAUCAGUGGCAUAUAUUUAUAUGCUGUCUUAUGUGAUAUGUCAUAUUUAUAUUAUGCAUCUUGAAAUGUGUGGUAUAUAUGAAUUUCAUAUGGCAUUUGAAGUGCAUAAUUUGUACUGUAUUGUAUUUACAUAUGUAUUGGAAGUUAUGUAUGCAGAUAUUUAAGUAAUCUUAUUAACUGCAGAAGAUAUGUUGUUAUGAGUGGUUUAUUCUUGUAAAACAAUCAUCUAUUUUAAUGUGGCUUGAUCUCUAUUCGUGAUGACUUGGAUUUUAAUAUUUCACUACUCUUAGAAGUUGAAGUUAAUCAUGCUGUUGAUAUCUUGUCAUACGAGAUACAUAGUUUAUUUAUCUAGCUUAUGUUACACUUAUCGUUAUGGAUAUGUGAUUAUUGAAUUUUUUUAGAAGUAACUAUUUAUCUUGCUUAAAAAAAGAAUAUGUUUAUUUAUGUUAAUAUCUUCUAUACCUAUUAAAGUAUGAAAUUGAUGCUUUAAAUACUAUGGUUUAAUUAGCUUGGUAAAAUCAGUUUACUUGUUGAGAUUUUGCAAUCUUACCAGCAUCUCACUUUAAAUCUU
Phragmites australis (common reed) is the source of this 3415-nucleotide messenger RNA. RefSeq lists its product as uncharacterized. The record is from RefSeq and is a predicted model, not a curated record. Bases 1542 to 2072 code for a protein of 176 amino acids. The transcript is spliced from 3 exons. Lineage: Eukaryota; Viridiplantae; Streptophyta; Magnoliopsida; Poales; Poaceae.